AGCCAUCUUCGUACGGACGUUUGUUUACAAGCGGGGUGAUUGAGCUAACAACGUCGUCAGCUAACAUAGCAUUUUAUUUUCACUUAAGAUAACCUUAUAGGUUGCCAACCAUGGGGAAGUCGUUUGCAAAUUUCAUGUGUAAGAAGGACUUCCACCCUGCGUCGAAGUCAAAUAUCAAAAAGGUAUGGAUAGCAGAGCAGAAACUGACAUACGACAAGAAAAAGCAAGAAGACCUAAUGCAGGCUUACGUGAAAGAACAGGACGUAUACAACAACAGAUUGUUGAUGGGUGAUGACCGUGUUAAAAAUGGCCUCAAUUUCAUGUACGAGGCUCCACCCGGAGCAUCCAAAGAGGAACAAAAAGAGGAGGGAGAAGAUGAGUGCAAAUUUGAGUGGCAGAAGCUUGCUCCUCGAGAAAAAUACGCAAAGGAUGACAUGAAUAUUAGAGAUCAGCCAUUUGGAAUCCAGGUGCGGAACGUGAGAUGCAUCAAAUGUCACAAAUGGGGCCAUGUGAACACAGACCGAGAGUGUCCUCUCUAUGGACUGUCAGGCAUCAAUGCCAGCUCCAUGGCUUCAGAGGAGGCAGCAGGUCCGUCGAUGCACCCCUCGGAGUUAAUGGCGGAGAUGCGAAACAGUGGGUUUGCCCUGAAAAAAUGUGUCCUUGAUCGGAAUGCUACUGUUUGUGAUCCAUCACAGGGAUUUGUUGCCAGCGAUGAAGAGGACGAUCCUGAGGUAGAAUUUCUGAAGUCAUUAACGACGAAAGAAAAACAGAAGCUCCUCAGAAAACUUGAUCACCUGGAAAAGUCUAAGAAAAAGAAGAGCAAAAAGCAGAAGAAGAAGAGCAAAAGAAAGCACAAGAAAAAGCAUGAAAGUAGCAGCAGCUCCAGUGACUCCUCCAGCAGCAGCGAUAGUGGCUCAGAUUCAGACAGUCGCGACAAGUUCAAGAGCCAAAAGCGAAAGAAGAACAAGAAGAAAGAUUCCUGUAGGGAUAAGAGCUCCAAGAGCGAGCAACAAGUCAAGAGUCAGAAAAGGGGCUCCUCUCACAUGAGCAGUUCAUCGAGCCCUCACACCAGACACAGGAGGCCUGAAGAGGAGCCCCAGAAUUAUAGAGAAACACGGACAGAGAGAGGAAGGAGCAGGAGUCGAAAUUACAGCCCGCAAAACAAUAUCAAGUUGGAGGGAGGUCAAGAGAAACAAAGACACACCAGCAGGGACAGACAGAGACCUGGCAGCUCCAGGCCAGGCAAGGACAGAAGUAGGAGCCGUGAGAGAGGCAGGGAGGACAGGGGUAGAGACAAGCAUCGCAGCGGUGAUGGUGAGAGGAACAGAAGUGGCACAGAUGGAUGGAGAGGCAGAACAGUAGAUGGGAGGAACAGAAGCAGGGAAAGGAGGACAGAAAGGAGUAGGAGUAGGGAGAGAAGAGAGAGGAGCUCAGACAGAACUAGAAGAAAGCACUGAGCUUUUUUUUAAGUUAUUGUAACACACAAACAAUACAUUACACAUGAAUAGAUUUUUUUUUCUGUUUUGAUUUUGUAUAUAGCCAUCUAUUAACAAAUUGUGUGAAUUAUCACACAUAGUCUGUUUUCAGACAGACAGUGAAGGUCUCCGUUUCUUCCAGUAGAGGGAAGCAGUAGACAGAAAAAAAACAUCUCUGUGUAGCUCAUUGCACUCUGGUGAUGUCUUGGACUGUGUGAAAGCGUCCAAGUGAAUUGAUUAGCAUUGGAAGCAAUUUGCAGCUAUGAUCUGCUGAUGGGAAAAUGUUGGACUCAUUUUCAUGGUCAGGUGACUUUUGGAAAAGACCUAAGGUGUUUGUCUGUAGCUUCCAUUUUUAUCCUUAUUUUAUAAUCGUGCAUUUUGAAGGGAAAAAUCGACACUGUUAGUUGGAAUGUUUGACGGCCAUUGACGCCUGUACAAAUGUGAUUUUUGUCCUCUGAUUAAAUGUUUAACCCUCA
This is a messenger RNA of Solea solea (common sole), 1951 nucleotides long. RefSeq names its product corepressor interacting with RBPJ, CIR1 (gene cirsr). The record is from RefSeq and is a predicted model, not a curated record. The transcript is spliced from 10 exons. Gene Ontology annotation, cellular component: nucleus. Gene Ontology annotation, molecular function: transcription corepressor activity. NCBI's taxonomy places the organism in Eukaryota, Metazoa, Chordata, Actinopteri, Pleuronectiformes, Soleidae. Gene Ontology annotation, biological process: negative regulation of DNA-templated transcription. Bases 111 to 1457 code for a protein of 448 amino acids.